UCUGAGCUGGACAGGGUCUGGUUGUCUGCUCUCUGCUCUCUGCCUGUAGAGUGGGUUUGUUGUCUUGUUGCACCAUGUCUGGAAGAUCUGGGUCUGUUUGUGGGAUUUCUUGCAGAUGUGGAGCUGCCUCAUGGACCGUCCACCCAUUACUGACCACCUGCAUGUGACAUUGGACACAUCCGCAUGGAGCAAGGAACCUCUAUGGCCAGUGACCACCUUACCCUGUGUGAGAUCUCCAGCAGAAACCUCCAGGGCUACAGAAAUGUCCUUAUCGCAGAGGACGCUGCACGGGACGCUGUGCAGAAAUACAUGUCCUCCUCCUACUGCUGCUAUAGACCCAGAGCAGAAGAGCCGGUUAUCGAGAGGUUAACACAAAUGCCUCUUUACAGAUACAAACUGGAGACUUUCACUGAAACGAGGCACAUUGAGAAAACCUGCAAGCCUUAUACUGAUGCGAGUGUAAUUUUAAGUGCCCUGAUAUCUGUAGGUCAGCGGAUUGACGCCUCAUACAACGAGCCUCUGUCACUGCUUUGGGAAAUUGAAGUCUACACCCCAAAAAUGUUUCAUGAAGGGUCUAAGAAAUUUCCCCUUCCUGGAUCCAGAGAAAUAAAGUCGUGCCAUAAAUGUGGUGGUCGGGGACGCUGUAAAUGCUCCAGAUGUGGAGGAUCAGGACAGUUCAGAUGUCGAUGCUCCAGCAGCAGCCGCCAGAGAUCCAGAAACAAGAGGUGUCCUGCGUGCUCAGGGAGCGGCAGAAAGAGGUGCAGCAAAUGUUCUGGACGAGGCAGAAGAAUCUGUGUUUCAUGCAAUGGAGAAGGACGACUCUUAUAUUUCCAGCAACUCGCUGUAAAAUGGAAGACGCUGCGCUCCGAGAUCGUUUCGGAUCCGCCUGAGCAGGCGCCCAGUUUGCCGCUUAUCCUCCUGCAGAAGGUGACGGGGGAGGUGAUUAUGACAGAUGAUGAUGUGAGGGUUCGCCCUGUCCCUGGAUUUGCUGAUGUCCCUGACGUAUCUGCCACCUCUGCGAGACUGAUCCAAGAUCACCAGGACAGUUGUGGCCCCUCGUGUCGUAUCCUGAGGCAGCGGCAGACGCUGGAGAUGAUCCCAGUCGCUCACGUCCAGUAUGGAUCCGGUGGGAAGAACCUCUCAUGCCAUGUAUAUGGCCGGGAGCGCAGAGUCUACGCUAAGCGGCGCCUUCAUGAUCUCCCCUGUGGCUGCUCGGUUAUGUGAGAUCUGGAUGUUCCCCGCUCUAUGUCUGGAAGCCAUUGCUUUGAAUACAAUAUAACCAAUAAAUCGCUUCAUGAGGUUGCGCUCGGCUACAGACAACGCUUUCAUGUUCUACACUUCAACCCGCGGCUCAUUGCAGUAAAGCGUGGACGCUGCGCUCCUGUACAGGCAACAAUGUAAGAAUAAAAUGGACCAUAGGGCACCACGUAAGCAAAUAAUACAGCCAUAACAUUGCCUCCCAGCGCCACUUAUCUGUGAGCAAUGGUGGAGCAGUAUGUACGGAGGUGGACGUGGCGCUACAGGACUAUAGGGGCGGGGUGCAGACUGGAGUAAAUCUGCAGAAGGGGAGCAAGGACAAAAUCCGAUUUCCCCAUUUCUACAGAACAUUGAUCAGUUACAGAUGUGUCCAGCAGGUGGCGCAAAUGCAGCAUCAACCGGCUGCAAGAACAGGGGAAAG
Bufo bufo (common toad) is the source of this 1678-nucleotide messenger RNA. RefSeq names its product protein SSUH2 homolog. The transcript is spliced from 11 exons. Gene Ontology annotation, molecular function: heat shock protein binding. NCBI's taxonomy places the organism in Eukaryota, Metazoa, Chordata, Amphibia, Anura, Bufonidae. Bases 184 to 1224 code for a protein of 346 amino acids. The record is from RefSeq and is a predicted model, not a curated record.